CGAGCACUCCACACGCUUGCUCAAUGAGGAGGCUACAUUGAGUCUGGUGGUUUGGGCAUUUCUGAUUGGGACAUUUAUUAAAAAGAUAUUUUUUUUCAUUGGCUACUAAUGAGACACCAGAAAAUAAAAAUUAUUUUCAGGCAUUACCAAUCUCUACUGCUACCUUUGAUAUAAAGUCACUGGAUGCAGGUGUCAGGAAACAACUGCAGCAGAUGAUGCUGAAUGUGUCACAUUUGUGAUUUCAGGUCCCAGUGACGUUUGAUGAGAUCUCCGUCUAUUUCAAUGAGCAGGAAUGGGGGAAUUUAGAUGAAUGGCAGAAGGAGCUUUACAAGAAUGUGAUGAAGAGCAACUAUGAGACUUUACUCUCACUGGACUAUGCAAUUUCCAAACCUGACAUUCUGUCCAGGAUUGAACAAGGGGAAGAGCCAUGUGUCAGGGAUCAAGGGGACCCAGAGGAAAGGGAAGUGUCUACAGACACCAAGACAGAAUCUCCCAUUUCCACACAUAUUUUACCACGAAUUAAGCAAGAGGAAGAGCCACAUAUUGGGGAUCAGCCAGUUUCAGAACCAAAAGAGAGCCUUCCAGAGCGCAGCACCAGCGAGUAAUUAAACCUGCUUGGAUGCAAUGAAUGAGUAAAAUGCUGGAAAUGCCAACAAAAUUUUGAUGAGCUCUUAAAGGUUCUACCUUUUUCUCAUGUAUUUUCGUUUUGUAACCAGAACUUGACAUACUUUCAUCUCCGACCUCAGUCCUGGCUUCCUACCACGCCUGGCUGACUUUGGGCAUUGUAGCUCUCUCAUCAUCUGAUUUAUUCCCACCCUCCCCGUUUUCAGGUGAAGAGGCUUUCUUUAAAAACCAAGCAUUUUAUUUAAAUCCCUGUCUGGAUUCUAUAUGUGGCAGGGACUUUCGUACUUUGUGCUUUGUCCGGUUCAGAGAGCAGCCUCUAGAUGCUAACAUAUGCAAAUAAUAAUAAUUCUUUAUUCUAUCAGCCAGGGCUUUGGAACAGAGCCCGAAGCUGGAGCGCAGAGCAAUGAAGCUGCAGGUUUUUGCCUGGAGCUGGAGUGGAGCCGGAGCACAGAAAAUCUUGACUGCUCCAGUUUCUUUUUUCAUUUUCAAUCCAAAAUGAAUGAUGUUUA
This is a messenger RNA of Chelonia mydas (Green sea turtle), 1133 nucleotides long. Its product is annotated as zinc finger protein 398-like. Bases 339 to 605 code for a protein of 88 amino acids. The transcript has 3 exons. Gene Ontology annotation, biological process: regulation of DNA-templated transcription. NCBI's taxonomy places the organism in Eukaryota, Metazoa, Chordata, Testudines, Cheloniidae. The record is from RefSeq and is a predicted model, not a curated record.